AUGGCUGUUCGUAGUACACAAUGUUCAACUGUAGUUUUAAGUUAUCUAUUCUUGAUGUUUCUUGUUUUAUUGAGUACAUUCGAUAACAUUAUAUUGAUUCGUAGUGAAUUGGUAGUUAGUGCUAUCAACUCUCAGCAACACCAACAAACACAGCAGAUUCAACAGAUACAACAACACAGAAAGUAUUACUAUCACUUUCGGUAUAAUGAAACAUCGAGAUCGCCUUCACCUCAGAUGACAGGUUUGUCAAAGAGGCGUGUCGAUAGUGAUGGUGAUAGUGCUGGUAGUGUUGUUGUUGAUUCUGACAAUGUUGUUGAGCAACAGCAACAAGAGCAACAGCAACAACAUAGUGACAGGCAACAUAAACAUGAAAAGUUGAGUGGUAGCAGCAGCAGUAGCAGUAGCAGUAGCAAUAGUAUUAUCAGUAGUGGUAUUAUCAGUAACAUUAACAGUAACAGUGGAAGUAACAAACCAUUGGCUCUGAAACCUCUGAUUCUAUUACAACAGAAUAUUCAACAGCAACAGCAACAGCAACAGCAACAGCAACUACUUGAGAAACAACAACAACAUCAACAAGACAGACACGUAGUUGUCGGCGAGAAGCAACAGCAGCAACAACAACACUCUCAUUCUUCGAUUAAUAGUUUUGUACAUAAAGAUAGAGAUAGAGAGAAUAUCGUUAGUAGUAGUGCUAGUAGAACAUCUGCAGGUGGAAUCAUAUCGUCUAGAAUAGCACAUCAACAAUUGGUUAGACAUAACAGCGAUGAUGAGAAUGAUGAUGAUGAUGACGAUAAUAGUUAUGAUAACAAAGAUGACGACGAUAAUAACAACAUCAUUAAGGAAGUUGUAUCAGAGGAAGUCUAUAUCUAUGAAUACGAUUUCGAUAUUGACAAUGAUCGCAGCAGCAACAACAACAACGACGACAACAGCAAUAAAAACAACGACUAUGACGAGGACGAAGAAGACGAAAACAGCUUUGGUCUAGAGGAAAGAGAGAAUCUCAUUAGACAUCUCGAAGUGUCGUCGUCUACCAUCGAGUUUGGCGUCGGUCACCUCUGUCUCUCACAGAAUCAAACUAUGGACAUAACCAACAGCGAUCCCGAUCGAUCCAUUCAAAUUCUGGCGAUAAGAACUGAUAGUCCACAUUUUGAUUGUGAUUUCCUUUCUAGUUAUAUCACUGAUAUCUAUACCAAUGGUGGAUCAUUCUAUCUAUCAUUGCCAAACAGUAGUACUCAGCAACAACAACAACAACAACAACAACCACCACCACAACAACAACAACCAACUAUGACAAACCAACAACAAACAUCGACAACAACAACAAACAUUCUCUCACUUUUAAAAUCAAAACCAUCAACACAAUCUUCAUCACCAUCAAAAUCAUCAACACAAUCAUCAACCUCAUCAAUAUCGACAUCUUCAAAUUCACAAUCACCAACAACUACCAUUUCUGCAUCAAAUAAUGAUUUAACCAGUAUUUGGGAAAUUCAACCAUAUUCUAAAUCACAUGUAAUCAACUUGUAUUUUAGAUCAUCGUUUUCUGGACAAUUUACCGGUAUUAUCAAUAUUGAGACGAAUGUAGAGAAUAUUCAGGUGCCAACUGAGAUCUUAUCGGUUGGCGACGGAGUUCACGUUUCGCCAUCGGAAAUCGAUUUCGGAUACAUCACAAGCAAAACUGAUUUCAAAUCGGUGACACUCUACUUCCUCAGUGCAAACCACGACCAAGACCUAAGUAUAAUGGAAAUCCACCCGGAAGUUCCCGAUCCAAAUUUGAGAUUUUUUCUACAUUACGAUGUUAUUUCUCCUGGUAAAACUGAAUGCAUCGAUCGGUCAAGUAAUUCAACCGAAUUCCUAUUGCGACCCGAUACUGCUUCAGUUCAAUUCACACAAUGGCAAAGUAAAGUCAAAGCAUGCGUCGCUCCUCGUCGAUACCAACAUCUCAACAUUUGA
This is a messenger RNA of Heterostelium album PN500, 1950 nucleotides long. RefSeq lists its product as uncharacterized. The record is from RefSeq and is a predicted model, not a curated record. Lineage: Eukaryota; Evosea; Eumycetozoa; Acytosteliales; Acytosteliaceae. The transcript is spliced from 5 exons. Bases 1 to 1950 code for a protein of 649 amino acids. Gene Ontology annotation, cellular component: membrane.